Molecule: messenger RNA, 1166 nt
Organism: Daphnia magna
Lineage: Eukaryota; Metazoa; Arthropoda; Branchiopoda; Diplostraca; Daphniidae
Product: adhesive plaque matrix protein-like
Exons: 3
Coding region: 147-1043 (298 amino acids)
Cellular component (GO): extracellular matrix
Source: RefSeq, a predicted model, not a curated record
UUGCUUUCCUCUCUGCGGUUGGAAGUGGACAAUAUUUUUGAUUGAACCUCAGGGCUUGCAAUUUCAGUAUAAAAGCCUGUCCGAGUUGGUUUUCAUUCAUCAGUUCUUUUCCGGAACAAUCCAGUACACUCCUACAACUUCCAAACAUGAACAAGUUCGUUGUUUUGGCCACAUUGUUUGCUGCGACUAUCGCUGCCGAGUUGCCAGCCUACUCGAAGCCGUCAUACCCUGCACCAGCUUAUCCAGCUGCAGCUGCAGCUUAUCCAACUCCGGCUCCAGCUGCUUACACAACCAAAGCUGCUUACACAACCAAAGCUGCUUACCCGACACCGGCUCCUGCUUACUCGAAGGCAAGCAACGAACAACCAGCCUAUAGUAAACCUGCCGAAGAAGAUCAUCCACCGAUGCCAUUCAGCUUCGCUUACGAAGUUAAGGACGAUCCCACUUACCAGGACUUUUCGCACAAUGAGAACAGUGACGGCAAAGUUAUCUCUGGAUCUUACCGUGUAUCUCUCCCUGAUGGCCGCAUUCAAAUUGUCAGCUACAAAGCUGACGAAAAAGGAUAUGUCGCCGACGUGAAAUAUGAAGGAGAGGCCAAAUACGACGAAUACAAACCAGCCGCUGCCCCGGCUUACCCCAAAUCAGCUUCUCCAGUGGAAUCGCGCUACCCUAAGCCAGCGUAUCAAACUGAGGAUUCUUAUUCUAAGCCCAUCUACACAACUGAAAAAGCUUACCCCAAGCCAACCACCACUGAAAAGCCUGCCUACCCCAAGCCAGCCUACCCAGCUGAACCAGCCUACCCUAAGCCUUCUUACCCAGUCGAACCUGCCUACCCCAAGCCGGCCUACCCAGCUGAACUAGCUUCCCCUAAACCCGCAUACCCAACGGAGCCAGCUUACCCCAAGGUUUCCAACUCUAAGCCAGCUUACUCGGAGGCUGUUUACCCCAAGCCGUCCUACCCAUCGGAAUCCGCGUAUCCUAAGCCCGCCUACCCUAAGCCAGCCUAUCCAUCUGAGCCAGCUUACCCGAAGCCUACCUAUUAAACCUGAAUAUUGCUGUGUUACAUGAUUACGUAGAAUAGGAAAUUCGCCAGCCUCUAUUUCCCCGUACGCGUUUUAUAAUUUAAAGAAAUGAUUUGAAAUGACAAUAAACAUAGGUCUUUCGUA